CAGUCCACAGAUCUGGUCCGCGGCCACUUCCUCGUCGACGACCGCUUGAAGCGCACGCCGUUGGCCAAAGCUCGCCAAGGGGAGGGAUCGCGCGGCGGAUGGAAAGGUGGGGAGGGGGAGUGAGAGAGCUCUCCCCAGCCUAUGAAGCCGAGCAGCUUCGACGCCGGAUUCACAGACGCCUAUAAAAGUGGCGCCGGCAGCGGAGCGCUCCCCCUUUCCAAACAGCAUUUCUGAGCAACCCAGAGAAGCGCGCGAGGAGCGCACUUGGAGACGUCGCGGAUCCUCAAGCGGCUUUGCCCCCACCGUCGCGGGGCUGUUGCUUCCAGGCGCGCCCCCCCCUUUCCUUGCGCCUUCCUUCCCGGGCUCUCCAGGGUGGAGGGGCGCAAGGCGCGCGGUUUCUCUGCCGGGGAAGGCGCUGAGGAGUGAGAUGACUUCGGUUCCCGCGGCCAACUGGAGCGGCGGCGGCGCUGGCGCGGAGCUGGGCAGCUGGAACGAGAGCGUAUCCCCGACGGCCGGGAACUGGUCGGCGGCCUCGUUCCCGCUGGCGCCCGCCGCCAACUUCUCCAACCGCUUCGCGCAGCCGUCGUGGUGCAUAGCGCUAUGGUCCUUGGCGUACGGCGCCGUGGUGGCCGUGGCCGUGUUCGGCAACGUGGUGGUGAUCUGGAUCAUCCUGGCGCACAAGCGCAUGAGGACGGUCACCAACUAUUUCCUGGUCAACUUGGCUUUCUCCGACGCCUCUGUGGCCGCUUUCAACACGCUGGUCAAUUUUAUCUACGCGCUCCAUGGAGACUGGUACUUCGGAGAGGCCUAUUGCCGCUUCCAGAACUUCUUCCCCAUCACCGCCGUCUUCGCCAGCAUCUACUCCAUGACCGUCAUUGCGGUGGACAGAUAUAUGGCUAUUAUUGACCCCUUAAAACCUAGACUGUCUGCCACAGCUACGAAAGUGGUAAUUGCAAGCAUAUGGAUUCUGGCGUUCCUGCUUGCCUUGCCACAGUGCCUCUUUUCCAAGACGAAUGUGAUGCCCGCAAGGACUUUGUGCUACGUUUCGUGGCCAGGCGGCAUGAAACAGCGAUUUACGUACCACGUCAUUGUGAUCGCCCUUGUCUAUUGUUUCCCACUGCUUGUCAUGGGUAUCACUUACACAAUCGUUGGAAUUACCCUUUGGGGCGGAGAGAUCCCUGGUGAUACAUCUGACAAAUAUCACGAGCAGCUGAAAGCCAAGAGGAAGGUGGUUAAAAUGAUGAUUGUUGUCGUCCUGACAUUUGCAGUCUGCUGGUUGCCGUACCACAUUUAUUUUAUAGCUACUGGCAUCUAUGAGAACUUGGGCCGCUGGAAAUACAUUCAGCAAGUCUACUUAGCCACCUUCUGGCUUGCUAUGAGCUCCACCAUGUACAACCCGAUCAUCUACUGCUGCCUCAAUAAAAGGUUCAGAGCUGGUUUCAAGAGAGCUUUCCAGUGGUGUCCUUUCAUCGAAGUAUCUAGUUACGAUGAACUGGAACUCAAGACAACCAGGUUCCACCCUACCAGGCAAAGUAGCCUUUACACAGUUUCCAGAAUGGAAUCCAGCAUGUCGGUGGUAUUUGACCCCAGCGAUGGAGAAACCACCAAGUCUAGCCGCAAGAAAAGAGCUCCUUCACAGGAACCCAGCUUCAAUGGUUGCUCACACAGGAGCUCCAAAGCCAUGUCAACAGCAUCGAGUUACAUCAACUCCCCAUAUACAUCGGUGGACGAGUACUCCUAAAGUCUUAGGUGGAUGUGGGAGAAAGGAGUAUUGCUCAUAGGACAAUGCUUAGAACAGGCAUGGCCAAACUUGGCCCUCCAGAUGUUUUGGGACUACAACUCCCAUCAUCCCUAGC
Messenger RNA from Podarcis muralis (Common wall lizard), 1856 nucleotides. It is a transcript of the gene TACR3, whose product is annotated as tachykinin receptor 3. Gene Ontology annotation, molecular function: tachykinin receptor activity. Gene Ontology annotation, biological process: positive regulation of flagellated sperm motility; G protein-coupled receptor signaling pathway. Lineage: Eukaryota; Metazoa; Chordata; Lepidosauria; Squamata; Lacertidae. The record is from RefSeq and is a predicted model, not a curated record. Gene Ontology annotation, cellular component: sperm midpiece; plasma membrane.